This is a messenger RNA of Beta vulgaris subsp. vulgaris (sugar beet), 1190 nucleotides long. RefSeq names its product flocculation protein FLO11-like. Lineage: Eukaryota; Viridiplantae; Streptophyta; Magnoliopsida; Caryophyllales; Amaranthaceae. The record is from RefSeq and is a predicted model, not a curated record. The transcript has 15 exons. The coding region runs from base 177 to 1190 and encodes 337 amino acids.
UUCCAUUGCACCAUCCCACAACAUUGUCCUCUAGCGUUUAUGGACAAUAGCGACAAAAAAAACCAAAACAAAGACGACAACCACCGCAGUCAAGAAACCCACGGCAACCAAGGCAAGCGAAAAAACUACCUUGCCCAAAACCACUCAGAAUAAUUCCUCCAUCUCCACAACUAACUAUGGGUGAAGAUAUUAUUCCUCCAAACGAUUCUACCACAACAACUGAACAGCAAACAGUACCCAUACCUGCAACAAAUAGCUCUCCAAUAGAUCCCACCCUCAGAGAAUCUAGGGAACAGCAAACAGGGCCCACCCCUGAAACAGAGAACUCUCCAAUAGAUCCCACCCUCAGAGAAUCUAGGGAACAGCAAACAGGGCCCACCCCUGAAACAGAGAACCCUCCACAAGGUCCCACCACAACAGAAUCUACUGAACAGCAACCAGGAUCUAUACCUGUAGUUGUUGAAGACCCUUGCAUAGAUCCCACCCUCAGAGUAUCUAAUGAACAGCAAACAGGGUCCACCCCUGAAACAGACAACCCUCCAAAAGGUCCCACCACAACACACUCUAGUGAACAGCAACCAGGAUCUAUACCUGUAGUUGUUGAAGAGUCCACCACAGCAGCUUCUACUGAAAAUGCUUCAGAUUCCACAACAUCUGAGAAGCAACCUACUACUGAACCAGAAACAACUCCACCUAGUACUGACAUUCCUCCUUCGACUGAGAAAGAACAUACUCCUAAUGAUUCAAGCACCACCAGAACAACUGAUAGAACGCCUGUUCUUGAGAGUGAGGCCAUUCCACUCAAUACUGAGAUGCCCCCCACUAAUGAACAUGACCCUAUUCAACCCAAUACUGAGAUGCCCCCUACUACUGAACCUAUUCCAACACCUCCCAUUCCUGAAACAAUUCCUGAAGAAGAUGAAACAGACGAUGAUGAAGAGGUACCAAUUGGUGUGCUGAGGGCCAGGGCAAGGAAAAGUGCCCAAGCCACCCGCCCCAGUAAGAGAAUGAAAAUUUCAACUUCCAAGGCUGCCACAACUUCCAAGGCUGCCAAGGGCAAGUCCCCACUUGAAGCAGAUACCACAAAGCCUGGGAAGAGGAAAGCACCAGAGCAGGCCCUGAAAAUCAGAAUUGGCAAGGGUUCACCUCCCAAACAAAAGAAGGCUGCUAAGUCCAGGUAUAGUGAAUGA